GAGAACACAAGCAACUGAAGGAUGUUCAUUAAGUACUUUCUGCUUCUCUCGGCAGCCACCUUACUGGCUGCUGAUCGCGUCUCCUUCCAGGCCAUCGUAGGCGGCAAGGACACUAGUAUUGAAGACAUUCCCUGGCAAGUGUCACUUCAAUAUAAUUCUCACCAUUUGUGUGGUGGUUCAAUCUACAAUGAGUGGAUCAUCAUAACCGCCGCUCAUUGCGUUGAUCGCAUUCGUGUCCAAGAUCUCAAGGUGCGCGUUGGCUCAACUAAACAAAACAGAGGAGGCCAACUGUUGGAUGUGGAAAAGGUUAAGAUUCAUCAGAAAUACUAUAAUGCAAAUAAUGUCUAUGCUGUGAACGAUGUGGCUCUGCUUCUCCUGAGUAAGCCAAUCCUCCUUAAUGGCAGUCGCAAAAUGAAAACCAUUGAACUGGCGACCUCAACACCGACCGAUGGUUCUACUGCCAAAGUUUCCGGUUGGGGGAAAACUACGUUCGGCUACCCUGAAAUUCUACAGAGUGUUGAUGUUGAAAUCGUAAGCUUUAAUGUUUGCAAAAACUCCUAUGAUCCCAAAAACUUCAAAGUAACUGAGGCUAUGAUUUGCGCUGCAUCUGAAGGUAAGGAUGCGUGCCACUCAGAUUCUGGUGGUCCGCUCGUUUCGAAUGGCCAAUUGGUCGGCAUUGUGUCUUGGGGCCCAAAACCCUGCAGUCAACCAGGUCUUCCAGGCGUUUAUGCCGACGUUGCUGUUUUCCGAAAUUGGAUUAUAAACGAGGCGGCUGAGCUCGUCCGAACGAAGAUGCAACGUUUGUGAAACCGUCUUCCAAAUAAAUGAUUAAAUCAUGAUUCCAAAGAA
Molecule: messenger RNA, 849 nt
Organism: Scaptodrosophila lebanonensis
Lineage: Eukaryota; Metazoa; Arthropoda; Insecta; Diptera; Drosophilidae
Product: trypsin alpha-3-like
Exons: 1
Coding region: 22-807 (261 amino acids)
Biological process (GO): proteolysis
Molecular function (GO): serine-type endopeptidase activity
Source: RefSeq, a predicted model, not a curated record